Molecule: messenger RNA, 2298 nt
Organism: Postia placenta MAD-698-R-SB12
Lineage: Eukaryota; Fungi; Basidiomycota; Agaricomycetes; Polyporales; Adustoporiaceae
Exons: 8
Coding region: 1-2298 (765 amino acids)
Molecular function (GO): protein dimerization activity
Source: RefSeq, a predicted model, not a curated record
AUGGACCACCCAUUACUACAGCAGAAAGACCCCACUGCAUAUAAUAACAACAAUGUCGCCAACAAGGCGAAGGUAUGGUGCAAACUGUGCUAUGCUAUUCGAGUAGAAGAAGAGAAAAGGCUCGACACACAGCAGGUUGCCUUUGGCGUACGGGCAGCACUACGGGAUGAGCCAUUGAUUGUCAACAUGUUUCUAGUAUGGGCUCAUGAUGCCAACGACCCGAACCGAGGAUGGCUACGCGCUGCAACACACACAUUGCUCAACCACCUACGCAACUGCUUAUUACAGCCAAGGGAGAUCUCUGCACGAGCUGCUCAAGAACUUCCUCCAGCGGGACCUCAGGCACGAAUCACAGCUCCCGCAAUGACUUAUUCGUAUAGCACACCACAACCUAGUCAUAGCACGAUGGAGUGGGGUCCACAAUUUUCCGAUUUUGUGGGCCAUCAGGCCAAGAAGAGCGCAGAUGGGCAUGCUGCCACAGUUCAAUGUGAUGGCUGGACAGCUGAGAACUUCCAUCACUUCAUUGCUUUCAUGAUCACAGCAGAUCGAAAAGUGCAUACUGUUCGGGUGCACGAUGCAUCAAAUGAGAGAAAAACAGCCGAAAGUUUGCUGCGCUUGAUGGAGGACGUCAUUCAAGAACUUGAAACCAAAUGGCACGUGGAGGUUGUUGCUUUUACAACAGAUGCGUCGGGUGAGUCCCGCAAAGCUCGCGCAAUGCUGGUCGCAAGAUACCCGAAGCUUGUCACUCCGGAUUGCUAUGGCCACCAGAUCAAUCUUUGUGUCGGAGAUUACAUAAGAGUAGAAGUCUCCACAUUUCUCUGCUAUGCAGAAAAAGCGUGCGAGCUCAUCACCUGGUUACAAAGCAAAACAUAUGUUCUUGCUUUAAUGCAAGAUGAAAUGGUUGCUGCAGGUAAACAACCACUGACAGUGAUCCGUGCUGUUUUCAGUCGCUGGACGGCACACUACCUUGCCUUCUGCCGGCUCCUGCAACUUCAACCGACACUCGAUCUUCUCGAAAGGCGAGAUCAACAACGUAACGAGAGGGAUCAGCAACUUGUACCAUAUUCAGCAACUGUUCAGGCAAGGAAUACAGCCUGCAAGCACAUCAAAACGAUCUCAAGUCCUAUUUUCUGGCAAUCUUUAGCACGUAUUAAAAAUCACCUCGAGCCUCUUGCAGUUGCUGCGAACAUCACACAAACUACACCGUACCAACUCGUGACACAAACAGCAUUCUGUCGUCUCGACGAGGUAUUGCUGACAUUUGGCUCUUUAACAAUGAGAUACAAGGUGCUCCCUGAUGCGAGCUCUCCGGAAAUCUGUGCAAUACUCAAUAGUAUUGAGAAGCGCUGGAGCAAGGCUGAUCAGAAGGUUUUCAUCGCUGCCGUAAUCCUUAAUCCAUUCUUGAAAACAACCCCUUUCCAUCACCAGAGAUUCACCACAGUCGCUGGUAUUCACAUGCUUUUUUCACGACUGUGGACUCGUUUCUUUUCCACUACUGCCCCAAUCUUGCUAUUGACCAACAUUCAAGACUACCUCAACAAUAAAGGGGACUUCGACGAUCUGGAAUCCUUUUGUGAUACAGUUGAACUGCAUGCGCAUUCUCAGAAUCAGAGCCCCGAUCCACUUUCCGUUUAUCAAGGCAUGUCGCACACCAAUGAUCCAAAUCCCCCACCAGUGCAUGUUCUUGCAAGGCGCAUACUGUCUAUCUGCGCAAACUCCGCCUCAUGUGAACGCCUAUUCAGCAUUUUUGGCACAAUCCUCACCAAGCUUCGUAAUCGCAUGCGUACCGAGACUCUCAUAUCGCUUGCAGAGCUCAAGAUGCACAUCCGAGACGAACAUCGUGCCCAGAAUGCUAAGGCAUGUCUGAAGAGGAAGUUUGGACGCGAGGGACCCAACCCAGUUACUGAGCAGCCCAUGAAUUCAGCGACAUCUUUCCAGGCGAUCAGCGACAUUGCUUCAGUAGAUGCACACACACCUGCAGAUCCCGAUGAUAACGCGACGACAAAUCACACUGUUGCAGCAGACCUCCGUGAGAUGGCGCACUCGUUCACGCAAAUGGUCAGUAACGACGAGGAUGCAGAGCCGGUGCGAUUUCCAAGUAAAAUCUCAAUCAGUAUCAUAGAGCUUUUCGACUUCACAAUGAGUAGCUGGGUGGAAAGGUAUGAGAGGAAUGCACACCGUAGUCUCGAAGAUGAGCUUGAGUUCUAUGAGCUGAUAGACCUGGAUGCCGAAGGCGAGGAGGACGACACUAAUUUCAGUAGUAUAGACGAGACUUUAGAUACAAUACUUGAUACAUAA